Messenger RNA from Rosa rugosa (rugosa rose), 3254 nucleotides. RefSeq lists its product as uncharacterized. Gene Ontology annotation, cellular component: Noc4p-Nop14p complex; nucleolus; small-subunit processome. Gene Ontology annotation, biological process: maturation of SSU-rRNA. NCBI's taxonomy places the organism in Eukaryota, Viridiplantae, Streptophyta, Magnoliopsida, Rosales, Rosaceae. The transcript is spliced from 14 exons. The coding region runs from base 81 to 2960 and encodes 959 amino acids. The record is from RefSeq and is a predicted model, not a curated record.
GAAAAUCCCUGCAAAACCCUAAGCCUAAGGCCUUUCCUUCUUCAUCCAUAAACCCUAACAACGGCCACCUGCUCUCUGCCAUGGCGAAGAAGAAGUCCGGCCCAAACGCCGUAGCCAUGAAGCACCAGUCCCCAAAAUCCAACCCUUUCGCAACCAAAUCGCCAAAGCUCAGUCGCUCCGACGACAACGCCACCACCAAGGAGACGAAGAAGAAGAAGAAGAACAGUAAACUAGGACCCAAGGCGAUGGCUAUGAAGGUCCAGCCCCCGAAACCCAACCCCUUCGAGACCAUAUGGUCCCGGAGGAAAUUCGACGUCCUCGGAAAGAAGCGCAAAGGCGAAGAGCGCCGUAUGGGCCUCGCUCGCUCUCAGGCCAUCGAAAAGAGGAAGAAGACACUGUUGAAGGAGUACGAGCAGAGCGGGAAAUCUUCGGUUUUUGUGGAUAAGCGAAUCGGAGAGGAAAAUGAUGAGCUUGAUGAGUUUGAUAAGGCCAUUCGGCGUACUCAGCGCGAGCGACAAUUGAAGCAAAGCAAGAAAAGCAAGUAUAACUUAUCAGAUGGAGAGGAGGACGAGUUUGAGUUUCAGAGUCUUGGUGCAUUGUCUCAGAGGGAUGAUUUUGAGGAUGAUAUGCCGCCCGAAGAGGACGAAGAUGAUGACGGUGGAGAAAGUGGUAAAAAAAGUUAUCAAUUUAAUUCCGAGGAUAAGGACGGGGAUCUAAGUGACGGAAAUGAAAAUAGGCAUAAAAGUGACAAGGAAAGAUAUGCUGAAAUGAUCUUAAAGUCCAAAAAUUACAAGGCAGAAAAAUCAAAGGAGAAGGAUGAAAACAAAGAUUUGAUGGAAGAAUUGGACAAAAAGUUCACCUCUGUAAUUGCCUCAAAAGCUCUUACAAACAAGAGCUUCUCAACCGAAUAUAUGAAGAAGCAUGAGGUUUCUGCUACUCAAAUCUUUGGAACUUCUGAGCAAGAGAAAUCGGACUCUUAUGAUAAACUUGAAAGAGAAUUGGCAAUGGAAAGGCGUGCUCAACCCUCAAAUAGGACAAAGACUCCUGAAGAGAUAGCACAAGAAGAGAGGGAGCAACUUGAACGAUUGGAGGAAGAGAGACAGAAAAGGAUGCAUCCCACUGAUGACUAUAGUGAUGAAGACAUUGAAGACGCUGAGAAACCAUCUACGCUGAGGCCAAGAUCUAUAUCUGGAGAUGAUCUUGGUGAUUCCUUCUCGCUUGAGGAAGAACCAAGGACUAAAAAGGGUUGGGUUGAUGAGAUUCUCGAACGAAAAGAUGCUAGUGAUUCUGAGAGUGAAGGAGAUGAUUCUGGUUCUUCUGAGGAUUCAGAAAGUCCUGAAGAUUAUGGUGAUGAGGGAUCUGAUGAAGAUGAUAGUGAAGGGGAAAGAGAUAUAUUGAAUAAGGACUGGGAACAGAGUGAUGAUGAUAAUCUUGACGUAGACUUCGAUGAUGAAGAAGAAGACUCUGACGAACAUGAAAAGGAUGACGAGGCUUAUCAAAAAGAGCUGGAGCCAAGAGAUCUGAAAAGGUUGAAAAGAAAUGAUGCUGUUCAAGCUAGUAAAAGUGAUGAUAAAUCUUUAGGUGCAAAGAAAUUACCAGCCAAUAAACAAUCUUCAACUCAGUCAGACCUCCCAUACCUAAUUGAAGCUCCAAAAAGCAUGGAAGAGUUGGAUGCUUUAUUGGAUAAUCUUUCUAGUGCUGACAUUGCCUUGAUAAUCCAUCGAAUCCGGGCAAGCAAUGCAAUCAAGCUUGCAGCAGAAAAUAAGAAGAAAAUGCAAGUAUUUUAUGGUUUACUUUUGCAAUAUUUUGCCACCUUAGCAAAUAAAAAACCGCUGAAUUUGGAAUUACUAAAUUUGCUGGUUAAGCCCUUGAUGGAGAUGAGCAUGGAGACUCCGUAUUUUGCUUCAAUCUGUGCUCGUGAGAGGAUACUACGCACUAGAACAAAAUUUUGUGAGACUGUUAAGAACCCAGCAGAAAGUAGUUGUUGGCCUGCUUCAAAGACAUUAUUUCUCUUGAGGCUUUGGUCCCUGAUAUUUCCAUGUUCAGACUUUCGUCAUGUGGUCAUGACUCCGGCAAUAUUUUUAAUGUGUGAAUAUCUGACGCGUUGUCCCGUCUUGUCUGGUCGUGAUGUUGCAGUUGGCUCGUUCUUAUGCUCUCUGCUUCUUUCUAUCACUAAGCAAUCUCGGAAGUUCUGUCCUGAAGCAGUCACGUUUCUUCAAACAUUGUUAAGGGCGGCCAAAGAGAGAAAGCCAAAGUCAACUCAAGAUUCUGAGAUUGAUCAUCUUAUGGAAUUAAAAGCACCCAGACCCCUUCUAUAUAUACAUGAAUGUAUAAAUCGGAUUGAUCCACUUAAUUUUCUCACAAUUAUGGACCUGCCAGAAGACUCUUUAUUUUUCACCUCCGACAAUUUCAGGUCUAGUGUGCUGGUGACUGUGAUUGAAACUCUACGUGGAUAUGUCGGUAUUUACGAAGGAUUCAGUUCUUUCCCCGAAAUGUUUUUGCCGAUUUCAACAUUGGUGCUUGAAUUGUCGGAACAAGAAAAUAUGCCAAGUGCAUUAACUGACAAAUUUAAAGAGGUUGCUGAACUGAUUAAGACAAAAGCAGAUAAACACUGCAUGCAGCGGCAACCACUUCAGAUGCGGAAGCAAAAGCCAGUGGCUAUUAAAAUGCUUAAUCCAAAAUUUGAGGAGAACUUUGUCAAGGGCAGAGACUACGAUCCAGACCGUGAACGGGUUGAGAGAAAGAAGUUGAAGAAGCGUUUGACACAAGAAGGUAAAGGUGCUGUUCGUGAACUGCGUAAAGAUAAUUAUUUCUUACAGGAGCUGAAGUCGAGGGAUAAGGCUCUGAUGGAAGAAGAAAGAGCUGAGAAAUAUGGAAAAGCAAGACUUUUCCUUCAAGAGCAAGAACAUGCUAUGAAAUCUGGGCAAUUAGGAAAAGGCAGGGGGAAGAGAAGAAGAUGAGCUCAACUUUUGUUAUGUUGGUUGCCAUUACGUUGCAGUUCUCAUUCGAGGUUCAUACAAACGCAAUACUAGUCUUCUCAUCUCUCUGCUUGUGUUUUGUAACUUUUGUUCAUAGUAAUGUUUUGAGCUCGGUCUCACUCAUACGGAUAUCUGUUCAAAAGUUAAGAAUAUGGUCUUGUAUUGGGGAAUUGGCCAGAGAAAGAGUGGCAGUUGAGGCCAAUUUUUGUCAGACUUCAUUAAUAUAUGUAUUCCUUAUACUGAGAUGCAUCAAUAAAACUCCAGAAAUUCUUCACA